Chelonoidis abingdonii (Abingdon island giant tortoise) is the source of this 1270-nucleotide messenger RNA. Lineage: Eukaryota; Metazoa; Chordata; Testudines; Testudinidae. The record is from RefSeq and is a predicted model, not a curated record.
CCAGGCAGCCAGCAGACACUGCACUGUUGCCAUGGCAAACAGGGGAUCAGCCUACGGACUCAGCUGGGAGGUUCAGCAGAGGAUUGACAAGCAAUACGAUCCAAAGCUGGAGCAGAUCCUCACCCAGUGGAUCCUGGCACAGUGUGGGGGCAUCCAGCCACCUGAGCCCAGGAAAGAGAAAUUCCAGGAGUGGUUGAAAGAUGGCACAGUGCUCUGCAAACUCAUCAACAGCCUCUAUCCAGAGGGCCAGGGGCCUGUUGCCAACACUGAUCCCUCGAACAAGGCCUUCAAGCAGAUGGAACAGAUCUCCCAGUUCUUGCGGGCUGCUGAGCAGUAUGGCAUUGCACCCGCUGACAUCUUCCAGACGGUGUACCUCUGGGAAGGAAAGAACAUGGCCUGUGUGCAGAGGACCCUGAUGAACCUGAGGGGCUUGGCUGUAACAAAGCAAGAUGGGUUGUUUGUUGGAGACCCCAACUGGUUCCCCAAGAAAUCCCAGGAGAACCGCCAUGACUUCUCUAAAGACAAGCUGAAGGAGGGUCAGAAUGUGAUUGGGCUGCAGAUGGGCACCAACCGGGGUGCAUCACAAGCGGGCAUGACAGGCUGUGGGAUGCCAUGCCAGAUCCUCUUGGCAGCACUUCCUCUCCACCAUCCCUUCCCCCUCCUCUCUAGGGUUUAAUAUAUUUGUCUACAGUCUAGAAUAUUGGGGAGCGGUGCCUUGAACACCCUCUGCAAAUUGCCACAGUGAAACCUGCCAGGGCCUCAUGCCCUGAAAGUCUUCAUUCAAAGUUCCCCAUUCCAGCACCUUGGGGGGGCCCUUGUCCCUGAUAUUGCCUACUGGGCACAAGACCCAGAACUCCCCUAAACUUACACCCUAGUUCUGUAGGGACCAAACUCCAUUGCCAUAUGGACCAAAUGACUGUCUAGACUGAUAUUGGGACCAAUCAAGGCCACCCCCUCCCACCCUUCCAUCAAAGCCAAGUGCCAAAGCCAUGGCUGCUAGCAGCCAGCCAGAUCUCUCCUCCCUGGGGCUUGGGGCUCCUUCUGAAGCAGCAAACUGACUUCUUGCAUUCCAGGUACCCAGGCCAGUGGCUCUUGCUGAUUUGUCAAUAGUCUUAGGACCAAAAAUCUCCCUUGCAGGGCUCCAUCUAGCUACUCAGCUGUAAGACCUGUUAGCAAGUGUCUUGUUUCUAAUCCGGUGCUUGUGCUGCAGAGCUGUCUGUAUUCUCUGAGUAACUCCUGUGCUAGUAAGGAAACAUGUAACAUGAUGUCC